CAAACAGUUUAGUUUUUAAGAUUACCAACCUAAUUUUGUACGUGUGAAAGGUUAUAAUGGUUUAGUAUGUAAAUUAGAUAUUUAUUUAGUCUUGUGAUAGCUUUAUGAUUAACAGUUUUUAAAAUGACAUCAGACUUUGAAGAUUUGGAUAGUUUGCAAGAUGAACUUAGGAAUAUUCAAAGUGUUAUUCAUUUAACGAGAGAAAACAUUGAUGCUUUAAAUGCAAAGUUUGCAGGGUUUCAACACCCUCCGUCAAUGUAUUUAAGUGAAUACCAUGAACUAACGAGUAAACUUCACGAAUUUGAGGUCAAAGAACAACAGUUAAUUGAGGAAAUAGGCAAUGGAAGAUCCAGCCCACAAGAUACUUUAGCAGAUAGUGACUAUAGUUCUCUAUAUGACCAGCCAUGUAAACCUAUAAGAACACAUUUAAAAUCAGUAGUUCGAGCACAUCUACCUAAUCAACAACGCACUAGUGUACAGGUAAAGCAGGGACAAAGUCUACGUGAUGCUCUCGCUAAGGCAAUGAAACUACGUAACUUAACUCCCGAUGUUUGUAUUGUUUAUAAUAUAGUAAGUGGUGUGCAAAUACCGUGGGAUGCUGAUAUCUCAACAAUUGACUGUGAAGAGAUCAGAGUUGAGAUUUUGGACAAAUUCCCGAUUGCAACUAGCAUUUCUCAUAAUUUUGUAAGAAAAACAUUUUUUUCAUUAGCUUUUUGUGAAUGUUGUCGGCGUCUAUUAUUUCAAGGUUUCUACUGUCGUACCUGUGGUUAUCGGUUUCAUCAAAGAUGUGCUGCAGGGGUUCCAGCAUUAUGUCAACAGGUUCGUAUGCAAGAUACCUAUUAUCAAAUGUUACUUGCACAAAAUGCAGAGACAUCUGCAGGUAUAUUGCAGAUUCCAUCUGGCUACGGAAUGAACAGAAAUCCCUCCAGACGUCAUCCAAGAGCUCUAGGUCAUGGUGAAAGAUCUAGCUCAGCACCAAAUGUUUGUUAUAAUCUUGUUAAUCCUAUGGGUGGUGAUAUUCCGUCUUUGGAAGAGUUUGUUAGUUUAGUCAGUACUGCUCCAGGACCAGUUGUUAACAACAGACUCUCUCACAGUCAGAGUGCUCAGGCAUCCCCUACUAAUGCUUUAAGACCCUGGAGACCAAGAGCUCGAAGUGCUGAUGAAAGUGCAAAUAAAAUUAAAAUUCACAAGGAUGCUCCAAGGGAAUCUAUUGAAGAUUGGGAAAUUCCAGCCGAUGAAAUUCUUGUAGGGCCUAGGAUUGGAUCAGGUUCAUUCGGAACAGUGUACAAAGGCCAUUGGCAUGGGCCUGUAGCUGUAAAAACGUUGAAUGUAAAAGACCCUACUCCUACACAGUUACAAGCAUUCAAAAAUGAAGUAGCUGUUUUAAGAAAAACACGCCAUCUAAAUAUUCUUUUGUUCAUGGGUUGUGUUAGUAAACCUCAAUUGGCAAUAGUUACUCAGUGGUGUGAAGGUUCUAGUUUGUACAGACAUCUUCACGUUCUGGAAACUAAGUUUGAAGUUUUGACUUUGAUCGAGAUAUCCCGUCAAAUUGCACAGGGUAUGGACUAUUUACAUGCAAAGAACAUAAUUCACCGGGACUUAAAGAGUAAUAAUAUUUUUUUACAUGAUCUGACGGUUAAAAUAGGAGAUUUUGGCCUAGCAACAGUCAAGACUCGGUGGUCUGGUGGACAACAGUCUUUACAACCAACAGGAUCCAUUCUUUGGAUGGCACCAGAAGUUAUCCGAAUGGAUGAAGAAAAUCCUUACAGUUUUCAAUCAGAUGUGUAUGCUUUUGGCAUAGUUUUGUUUGAACUAUUUUCAGGACAGUUGCCGUAUGCUAGUAAUGAUAAGGACGUAAUAUUUUAUUUAGUGGGAAGGGGAUUUCUUCGACCUGAUCUUAGUCAAAUUAGUUCUGAAACCCCCAAAGCACUACGAAGACUGGCUGAAGAUUGUAUCAAGCUGAAUAGAGAUGAGCGUCCACUCUUCCGGCAGAUCUUAGUGUCACUAGAGAGUCUCCAACGAGCUCUGCCUAAAAUCCACAGAUCAACUUCUGAACCUACUCUUAAUCGUACCCAGCUUCAAUCCGAUGAUUUUCUCUAUGGUUGUGCAUCACCCAAAACACCUGUUAAUACUCAGUUUGGGGCCUUUCCAUUUUACUCAAUGGGUGGUAUUAUUUAAACUUUUAUAAAUUUAGUGAACUAUAGGUGUUCAAAGCUUUUUGUGCAGGUGAUUUUCUCUUAUUGUUAAAUUUGUUGAUUCCAGAUUAAGAUUUUCUUGUACAAUAUUAUUCAUUCAAAUAGUAUUAUGGAAUUUCAAAUGUUUACUAUAAAAUUUGUUCCUAAUUCAUUUUUAUACUGUAUAUAGACCUCCAUUGACAUACCAGUAACUAAAUAAAAAAGAAAACCAAUCCAAACAAUAAACUCCAGUUCAUUCCCUUUAAUUUCACUAGCCUACAUUCAAAAUAUAAAAAAUGUUGACACAGAAAUGGAAAAGGUUUUAACAUCAAUUUAUGUCUUGGCCUAUAAACUUAAUGUAUACAGAAAUAUUUUAACCUUAAUGCAUAAUGCAGAACUCAUGCUAGUUGAAUAAAUUGGUUAGACAUGUAUGUUAAUCUUCUUCUAAUUUGUUUUGCAUAAUGUGUAAAAAAUAAUUUGUUUACACCUCACAAGAACACAAUGUAAAAUUAGCGUAUUGCUGGUUUACAACUAAUAAAUAGUUAUGACGGUAAAUAAUGUUUAAUACUAGUAUUGUAUAUCACAUGCCUGGUAUAGAAAUGAGAUAGUGAAUUGGAACGUGUAGGCUGUGCUAAUAUAUUUUGAAAACAAAAGAUCUGAAUAUGAGAAAUAGUUCUUCAAACAUGAAAUACAGAAUUAGAUAAGAAAAAAUACAAGUAUUGUAACAUUUUACAUACAUCGUGAUGACAUGAUUUCUUUUUUUAAUAAAUUUAUUUUGGCGUACAGAAAUAAAAAUUGGUUUUGUUACUAUAUGUAUUAUUCUGUAAAAAUGAAAAUAAACACAGAUUUAUUUCAAUUCUUUUAUAGUAAAAAAAGUGCAGUAUUUUGGACUUGUAAAUUCAUAUAAUAUUUAAUAACAGCUUUCCAUUGGCUUUAUUCCAGUCCAAUUUUUUACUGUUCUAAACAAUUUUAAAUCAGUAUAUUGUUAAAACCAAACUUAUGGAUUCUAAUUUCAUCACAUAAUGUCAGUGUAUAUAAUACCAAAGUGAUUAAUUCAUUUUAAUAUGUGGAAGUAAUCAACAGUUUUUAUUCCAACAAUCCUUCCACCGCAUAAAACGAAUUUUAAACAAAGAAACAUCUUGAUAUCAUGAAGUGAGUGUAUUGAUAUUGUGUAGUUUUUGUGUAGUAUGACCAUUUGACUGAUUGAGACAUCACUCACUUUCUUGCAAUUUUCAAUAUAAGGUAUGUCAAUUUGUAAGAGGUAUAAAAUCAAAAUCAUAAUUUCCUUUUGUAUAUGAAAAUUCAAUAAAAUAAAUUCAUCAAAAAGAAUUUUUACUCAGACUUGUUUAAAAAGUCUCUUAUAGUUGUUAACAUUCAUAACUGUAAAAAUGCAUCUGUUGAAAUAAAAAACUUUUAUUCACCUGGCUACUUAACCCUCAUAAAAAGGGCUAUUACAAAAACAUAUUUAUAAGUAUAAUUAAUUACAAGCCAUCCAACCACUGAUUGUUCUUUAAAAGACAAUUAAAUUUAUAGUAUAUUUCAUAAUGUAAUGUAAUUGUCUGUCUUAAAAAUAAUAAAUUGACUAAUGCUAUGGAUGAGCUAUAAGAAAAAUAGACAAAUAUAUUAGUCACUGACGUUUAAUAUCAUAAUUGAACCAAAUAAAUGAUUAAAAAUUAAUGUCAAUAAUUGAAUUUGAUGGUAGGUCAUUCCUGUUUUAAAAUAACUAGCCUUUAUUUAUAAAACAAAAUAUUCAAGUUUUAUAUGUAUCAAGUUUAAUUCAUCUUUUAAAUAUUGUAAAUAUGUACCUUAACCUGUAGAACCAUUUGAAUCAUUGAACAUUUUAGAAAUAAAAAACACCCAACAUGAAAUUUCCAAAUUACUGUUUUAAAUUCAAGGAAAACAGGAUUAUUCAUAUUAGCAACAAGGACUGAAAUAAUACCUAAUUAAUGUUUUUAGACUUAUUUAGGUUUGUUACAAUAUUAAAAUAAAUGUUAAACUAAUAAAUAAAACAAAGCUAAAUUUAUAAUAUAUUUAGUUUAACCCUUUUAUCCCAAUACAUGUUUAUAUGCAUAUUCAUGGUACGUAAUGUGCUAAAAAUCCUAAUUUCCAUAUUUACAAUAUACAUUUAGGUUUGAUCUUAGAAUAAAACCAAAGCAAUUUUUACUUUUUUGGGAUUUUGAAUAAAAAUAUAUUUUGCAUAGAUACAAAACUCAUUUCUGUUUAAGGCUGUUUAAUCAGAAAUAACUUAAAUUAAAAAGCAUGACAUUUGACUUUUAAAUAAAAAUAAUAAAUUACUCAAUUAAAAUAAAAAUAAAUUACCAAACCAGAUGUCUGUUAAGAUUAUUUGGCAUCAAAUUAGUAAUACAUAUUUAAUUUGGGUUUUAUUGUGUUUUUUUAAACAGUAGUUUAUAUUUUACUGUGGGGAUUUAAUAUAAUCAACUUUCUUCCUUCUGAUAGAAUCAUUCAGUGAUUUAUAUUUAUCAUACCUUACACUGCUGUAUUUCAUUUUUAAAUUUUAUUUUUCUAUUGUUAUAUACUAUAACCAUUUAUUGUCAGCCCUUUAUAUUUAAUGUGACAAAUAUCUAUUUAGUUAUGUGCAGUAACUUCUUUGUCUAAAUAUAAACAUUUUGUUUACCUUUAUUAUUAUUAAAUUUACUUUUCUUAACACAUUUUACAAGCCUUUUAAGGGAAUACUGAGUUUCAACAUAGGCUAUUGCUGUCACUUACAUAUUGUACUAUAGAUUCAGUAUUAUUUACAAUUUCCUUUUUCUUCAUACUAUACUAAGUAACUUAUACAAUAUAAAAAAUAAAAACAUUUCAAUAAUGUAUCCUUUUACAUGUAAAAAUUAAAAAAUACAAUAUUUUUAAUUUUAGUUUCUGUAUGGUUGUUAACAAAUUAUAUUUUAUUACUCAAGCAUUAGAACCUUUUAAAAAAAUACAACUCAUUAUUAAUGUGCAAGCAUAGAUGUCAGCAGAUCUGCUGAUAAAGGUCUGUUCGUUUAACCUGCUCUUUUUACAAUUAAUGUUAUAUGUUAUAAAAUCAUGACUGAUCUGAACUACUCUAUUCCACUUUGACCCAAUCAUACAUCAGUUAUCCUACAAGAAAACAAAUACAAAGGAAUAAAACAUGUCUAACAACAUAAAAUCCAUUUCAAAACAAUUUUAAUAGAAUCGUAAUAGUUGUGUGUUUCAAUUUAAAACUGUAACAUAUGAAUGUUAUAAGCUACACGAUAUAUUUUUAUGAUCAUGACUUAAAUUUAUAUUGUAAAUAUUUAUGCAAGAAUUUCUUAAAUUUGAAUGUAGUGCCAAUGUCAGGAUUGUAUUUAGAGGUAGUGUAAAAAGUCUACUUCUUGUUUACUUCAAGCAGGGUAAACAAACAGAUUUUGAUAUCUGUUCUCUUUAAAUAAACCACCUUCAUAUGAUCUAAGUUGCCUCAAUAAUCAAAGGUAUUCAGUUUGCAGGAAAACCUUUGAUAUCCUGCAAAAUAACUAUCUAUCUUUGGUCAAUUUUCAGCAAGAGGUGUGGCUCCUUUAUGAGAAUUUGUUUCCAGAUUCCAAUAAAUAUUACUUUGCAAAUCUAAGAGAAAAGGGCUCUGUAGUUAAUUAUUAAUCUUAAAUUUUAGUCUUUCCAAUUGUAACAAUAUUCGCUCUUAGUUUUAUAAGUUAUUGAGAUUUUUAAUUUACUUUUUUCUAUCAUUGUUUUAUUCUGGAAUAUGCUACCAGGUUAUAUGUGCUAGUGAAUUGUACUAAAUAGAAAUUUGUUAAAAGGAUAGGAAUUUACCUAUGUUUGGUAUAUAUAGGCUACUAUAUAAAUGAUACAUAAUAUUUCUUAUUCUUCUAAAGGGCCUAACAUUGUUAAAAUUACAAUUAAAACAUUGUAUCUUAGAAAAUAUAUUUGGAAUCUCUUAAAGUUGAAACUAUUAUUCGUAUAUCUUAAUUGAUAAACGUAGUGUGGGCCUUUGGCAAGACCAUCUCACAAUAUUUAUUGAGACCUUUCACAGCCUUUUACAUCAACCUUGUUUAAUUUUUUAAAAUGUAUAAUUUAUUUCUUAUAUUAAAAUAUGUUUUUCUGUAUUUAAUUAUGUAAUUUUCAUGUAUCAGAUUUUGAAAUGGAUUAUUAAUAUGUGAACAAAGUUUAAGCUUGGGAGUGGAGUAGAUGGAAUAAUUGGAAACUUUAAAUGUUUGGAAACAUUUUCAUUUUUUAAAUUAGCCUACAAUUUAUAAGUAAACUUAAUUAGCAUCCAUUACAUGCAUUGAUUUGGCAGGUCUUAUGCAGCAUAAAAGCAUUUUUGAUACAGUAUUUUCAGCAGUCAAAGUGAUAAUGAAAAUUUGAUUAAUAUAUUUUAGUAGAAAGGCUUAUCAUAGUCAGUCAGUUGGUGAUACCCUCUUUUUAGUCACUAAGAAUUCACUUGAUACCAAUACAUUCGAUUUAGAAAGUAAUAAAAACAUCAUAUCCAUGGCUGAAUUAUGACUAGAUAAUGUUUUUUUAUUUAUUUGAAAUUUUGAGUGUCAAUUAAUUUUAUAAAUUGUGUACUAAUUUCAGCUAAUAACAAUUUAGAGAAGAUCUUGUACUGUACUUAUUUAAAAAUUAUUGUCGUUUGAAGGAAAGAAAGACCCCAUUACAGGUCUCUGCAAAUUUGUGCUAAAUGCAGUGAUUCCAAGAAAAGGAUUUUGUGUAAUAAAUCUUAUCAUACAUUCCUAGGAUAUUGUUGCUUUAUAUUUAGAACUAUGCUAUUUCAUUGAAUAUUUACUGCUGUUGGUUAAUAUUAUCCUAAAACAUUGCAAUUAAUUGAAAUAAUUUUCUAACUGUUGUAUCUUAUUUUGUUGAAGACAAAUUCAGUAAAAUGUUGAAUGACAAAAAAUAAUUAAUGAACUGAAUAUUGUAUGUUUUUAGAUUUGGCGUUAUUAUUCACUGCUUACUAUUAAAUUAAUUCUUGUGGUAUAUUGUAAUAUGCCUAUCAUAUUUUUAAAUUUUUAUUUUGUAAAUGUAACAUUACACUAAGUUUUUCAUAGAUGUACUAUGUGACAUUGUAAUUGCUAGAUAAUGUCAGGUCUGAUAAGUACUUUUGAGAGAGGCCAUUUACCUUUAAUAAUUAAUUGUGGAAACGAUUACAUUUUACUUAAAUGGACUUGUAAUCAUUAAAUGAAAUGGUACCUUUUAUGUAUUAUUUUGACUACAUCGUAAAUAAAGCAUAUGUUGCUUAAUUUA
Messenger RNA from Homalodisca vitripennis (glassy-winged sharpshooter), 7382 nucleotides. RefSeq names its product raf homolog serine/threonine-protein kinase Raf. Gene Ontology annotation, molecular function: ATP binding; protein kinase activity. Bases 124 to 2178 code for a protein of 684 amino acids. The transcript has a single exon. Gene Ontology annotation, biological process: protein phosphorylation; signal transduction. Lineage: Eukaryota; Metazoa; Arthropoda; Insecta; Hemiptera; Cicadellidae. The record is from RefSeq and is a predicted model, not a curated record.